CUGGGUCAUGGGGAAGAGUCCGUAAGGCCUUACCCCGCCAGCGUCCUAGCUUUUUUGGCUCCUAAAGUCAGCAGGGUCGUUUGUCAUCGCCGAGGCCGCGUCUGCGAAAGGAGGGACUCGCUCCGCGCCUGCUGGUUCCUCUACGUUAUCCGUUGGUGUGGCCCUGAUGCUGCGGCAGGCUCCGGAUUCCUAGAACGCUGGAGCGAAUUUAAGAAGAUUUUGUUCAUGUGUAUGGCAUAGAAGAUGAAUUCGUCCUCCUCCACCAUGAAUGAAGAACCUGAUGCUCUCUCGGUAGUUAACCAGCUCCGGGAUCUAGCAGCAGAUCCAUUAAACCGUAGAGCCAUUGUCCAGGAUCAGGGAUGUCUGCCCGGCCUUAUUUUAUUUAUGGACCAUCCCAACCCUCCUGUCGUCCACUCGGCUUUGCUCGCUCUUCGAUACUUGGCAGAGUGCCGUGCUAACAGAGAAAAGAUGAAAGGAGAGCUGGGUAUGAUGCUAAGCUUGCAAAGUGUUAUACAGAAGACUACAACUCCAGGAGAAACAAAACUGCUGGCCUCUGAAAUCUAUGAAAUUCUUCAGUCUUCCAAUAUGGCAGAUGGUGAUAGUUUCAAUGAAAUGAAUUCACGUCGAAGGAAAGCUCAGUUUUUUCUGGGAACCACAAACAAACGUGCCAAAACAGUGGUUUUGCAUAUAGAUGGUCUUGAUGAUACGUCUCGGAGAAACCUGUGUGAAGAGGCUUUGUUAAAAAUUAAAGGCGUUAUUAGCUUUACUUUUCAAAUGGCUGUUCAAAGAUGUGUGGUGCGAAUCCGUUCAGAUCUGAAAGCAGAGGCUUUGGCAUCAGCAAUAGCAUCAACCAAGGUUAUGAAGGCUCAGCAAGUUGUGAAAAGCGAAAGUGGAGAAGAGAUGCUGGUCCCAUUCCAAGACACGCCUGUGGAAGUAGAACAGAACACAGAGCUGCCCGACUACCUGCCUGAGGACGAGAGUCCCACAAAGGAGCAGGACAAAGCAGUGUCCCGGGUGGGCUCACACCCAGAGGGUGGAGCUAGCUGGCUGAGCACAGCUGCAAACUUUUUAUCCAGAUCGUUCUACUGGUGACUUCAGUUUGGGGCUCAAGGACUGUGUGAACGAACAAGGGGCCAGUUUUCCAUUGUUGUGGUGAACUGUCAAGUGCAAUUUGCGAUAAGUUAUCAUGAAAAGUUUCUAGAUUACAUGAUUAAGAAUGCUGCAUUUUACAUUUUACUGGACAUUUUACCCCACUAAGUGGUAAAAAGGACAGAGGCUACAGGUGGAAUUGCUUUGUUUAUGAAGGUGUUUUGGUUUUGUUUUCCUUUGUUUAAAUUGCCUCACUUUUUAAAAAAUAUGGGUCCACUGUUAAACCAAACAUGUAUUUGUGCAGCUUUACAUUUUAUUUUACACAAAGCACGUGAUUAGGAAAACUUGUUUUCUCAAGCCUCAGGACCUAUCUGAAGAGAAGUUUGUUUGUUUUUUUUUAGCUCAAGUUGUGCAUGAAUUACUGAACACUUUUCUCUGCCUUUUCUCGUGAAAGAUACUUGCUUUGGUACUCUUUCUUUCUCGUGAAAGAUACUUGCUUUGAAAGCAUUUCUCAUAAUUCCCCUUUUGUGCCUUUUUUAUUUUGCCAACCAUGUUUAUAGAAAGGACGUUACUAGUGACAUUUUGUGAAUUAAAACAUAUUCCUUGCAACGUAACAAACCCUUAAAAAUACAACUCUACAAAAACUUGGCAAUCUUAUUUGUUAUAAUUUUUAAAAGAUUAACACAAAAUCAGUCGAGAAGGAAACAUGUAUAUCAGCAAAGUGUUAUUGGAGACUAUUUGAAUGUGACCAAACGUGGUUCUCGUUGACUACUGUUCAGUUUGGUUUAUAUCAGCUCUUGAGAAUUAUGUCCACCCUAAUAUUCGGAGUGACUGUAAAUGGUCUCUAGGCCUUACUUUGUGAUUACACACUAUCCCCUGCUAAGAAAAAAAAAAAAAAUUGCUUGGCAGAUGCCUAUUCAGUAGGUGUUUCCUCGUAUUGCCUUUUGUGAACUUAUUAUGAACAUGCAGUCAUAUUGAAUGAAAAGAAGAAAGACUCAAAUUAUUGCUUAUAAAGAAACAAAGCCAGCAUUUGUCCGUCCACUUAAACUUUCUGCCAGAAAAAAACAGGACUUCAGCAAAGGUAAGAUAAAUAAAUAUAAAUAUAUAUACAUAUAUAUUUUUGGUAUAGAUUUAAGAGCUAAUUACAUAUAUGUAAUGAUUUAUUAAAUUUCUGAAAUAUUUGGCAACAAAAAAUUUUCUUUUGGAAAUCCAACUAACUCCAGAUAAAGUUUAAUGCUAAUAUGAUUAACAAUGAAUAGGAGGAAAUCGAAAACUUUUUUCAUCAACAUGUAGAGCUGCUAUUUUACUCCUUGGAGAAUGUGAAGUGAAAAUUGGACCCUGGAGGGUUUCCUUGCAAUGAAAAUUGCUUCUCUUUUAGAGAAAACUAAAAGCAUCCAGUGUCACUGGAGAAGAAUUAUUGUAAAAUAGUUUGCCAACAAGAAUCUUGAGUUCAAGAACAUUGUGACCUUAUGGAGGGAGGGGUGUUGAGGGUAUGGAGAGUAAUAUUUUUUCACCUGGGCUCUGAUUCAGGUGAUGCGCACAACUGAAAAUAUAAGCUUUCAGGGCAUGUAUUACUUUAAAUGCAUAGUACAACUUGCUGCCAGACCAGAUGUGUUGAAAAAAAAAAAAAACAAAACAAAACCACCUCCUUUCUAUAGCCAUUGAAACAAAGUUUACUGUUCUAACAGGUUUGUAUUUUAUUUUGCAUUGCCACACAUCUGCUUAUUUAAAAAACGACAUCCUUUUGAUAGUAAUUGUUCAGCACAAGUAGGUAUUACAGCUUGAUGUUUGUGUGUUCUAAUUCUCAGUGUUCUUUGAUUCCAGGUCUUAUAUAUAGAGCAGUUAAGGCAACUGUAACAGCAUUUUUUUGAAAUAUAUUGUAAAAUAAUAAAAGGUAACAUAAUUAAAAUUGAAUGGAUAUUGCA
Balaenoptera ricei (Rice's whale) is the source of this 3014-nucleotide messenger RNA. RefSeq names its product armadillo repeat containing 1 (gene ARMC1). NCBI's taxonomy places the organism in Eukaryota, Metazoa, Chordata, Mammalia, Artiodactyla, Balaenopteridae. The record is from RefSeq and is a predicted model, not a curated record. Gene Ontology annotation, molecular function: protein binding; metal ion binding. The transcript has 7 exons. Bases 244 to 1092 code for a protein of 282 amino acids.